AUGCCCCCUAUAUGGGUGGUAUUGCCAUUAUGUCUGGCCCUAUGUACACCUCUACAAGGCGAAGUGUACACAGCGCUCUCCGAACUCGAAGAGUUGUUAGACACCGAAUCUGUUCUUUUACAAACUCUGCACCAAUACAUUUCCGACCAAGAACAUAGAAUAGCAGUAUUAAAAAAACAUGCCGUGGAUUACGAAAAAGAACAUUCAAUCGCAGCAAGAGACGUUACUAAUUAUCUAUCAAAUCCGAUCAAUGAUUAUUUAUUGGUCAAACGAUUAACCAGUGACUGGCAUAAAACAGAAAAAUUGAUGCAAGAUCCAUACUAUGAAACUGCUAUGAAAAAUCUGACACAAUAUCGUGAACUCCUCAAAUUCCCUACGGAUGAAGAUUUAACCGGUGCGGCAACUGCACUUAUUAGAUUACAAGACACGUAUAAACUCGACACGGCAUCAGUUGCCAGAGGAGAGUUGAACGGCAUUCAAUACAGUACUCAAUUAUCGGCUGGUGACUGUUUUGAACUCGGCCGCCAGUCGUACAAUGGCUAUGAUUUUUAUCACACGGAAUUGUGGAUGAACGAAGCCUUAAACAGACACGAACAAGAGAGAUCAAAUGUGACAGUUCGUUGGGAAAUCUUGGAGUAUCUUGCAUAUUCCACUUUUAUGCAAGGAAAUUUAAAAAAAGCAUUAGAUUUAACUAUUGAACUGUUAUCAAUACUUCCAAAUCACGAACGUGCCCUGGGAAAUCUAGCAUAUUACGAAGCUGCGAUAAAAAAUGGAACGACUGAAAUCGGUAAAAGUGAACAACCUCCAAAAUCAGUUCCUGCAAUGUUAGAUCCCGAAGAACGAGAGCGAUAUCACAUGCUGUGUAGAAAUGAAAAUUUAAUGUCAAUCCAAAUUAGUUCUCAACUUCGAUGCCGCUACACAAACAACAAUAGAAAUCCUCUUUUAUUAAUCGCUCCACUCAAAGAAGAAGAAGCUUUUUUCAGUCCUCGAAUAAUUCUUUAUCGUGAUGUUCUAUAUGACAACGAAAUAGAAGUUAUCAAGCGCAUGGCUCAGCCUCGACUUAAGAGGGCUACUGUUCAAAAUUAUAAAACUGGUGAAUUGGAAUUUGCUGAUUACCGAAUAAGCAAGUCGGCUUGGUUAAAAGAACACGAAGAUGUUGUGGUAGCAAAUGUUGCCAAAAGAGUUGAAGUGAUGACAGGUCUUACAACGGAAACAGCCGAGGAACUUCAAGUUGUUAACUAUGGAGUGGGCGGACAUUAUGAUCCACAUUAUGAUUUUGCUAGAACAGAAGAAAUCAAUGCAUUCAAGUCAUUAGGGACCGGAAAUAGAAUUGCCACUGUUUUAUUUUAUAUGAGUGAUGUAGCUCAAGGAGGUGCUACUGUAUUUCCUUGGUUAGGCGUAGCACUACAACCAGUAAAAGGAACAGCUGCUGUAUGGUUUAAUUUAUAUCCAAGCGGAAAUGGAGAUCUUAGAACUAGACAUGCUGCUUGUCCUGUACUCCAAGGCUCAAAAUGGGUGUGUAAUAAAUGGUUACAUGAAGCGGGACAAGAGUUUAGAAGACCAUGUGAUCCCAAAGAGAAUAUACAAGAAACGACUAGCAGAUAA
This is a messenger RNA of Macrosiphum euphorbiae (potato aphid), 1605 nucleotides long. Lineage: Eukaryota; Metazoa; Arthropoda; Insecta; Hemiptera; Aphididae. The record is from the annotation of a GenBank genome assembly.